AUGGGCUCGAUUCCAGACUCUGCCCCUGUCGUCAGGGUCUUUAUUGCGGGUGGCUCCUAUGCUGGCCUCUCUGCGGCCGUCAAUCUGCUCGAUCUGGGCGAUGGCCUGUCACCACGCAUGGCACACGAGCGGUAUCAGCACCACCCCAGCGUGCCCAAGGUGAAGUUUCAAAUCACCAUUGCCGAUGAGCGAGAUGGUUACUAUCAUUUGAUUGGAUCACCACUAGCCCUGGCGGAUGCCGAGUAUGCAAAGAAAGCCUGGGUCAAGUUCCAAGAUAUUCCUGGCCUGCAGCUCCCCAACGUCCAGUUCGUCCAAGGCUCGGUGUCCAGCGUAGACUGCGAAGCCAAAACAGCUACCGUCGUCAACUCCGUCACCAAAGAGGUCAUCACUCACCAGUACGACUACUUCGUCACUGCCACCGGCCUGAGAAGAGUGUGGCCCGUGGUGCCUCAGUCUCUGACUCGGAAGCAGUAUCUCAUCGAGGUUGAAGAGCAAAUCAGCGCCCUUGACGGUGCAAAAGAUGGCGUCGUCAUUGUCGGAGGCGGUGCUUGCGGCAUCGAGAUGGCUGCCGAGCUGAAGCUCGUGAAGCCGCAUCUCCAGGUGACACUGGUUCACUCGCGGGACAAGCUCAUGUCGUCUGAGCCACUUCCGGAUGAAUGCAAGGAUAAGUCCUUGGACAUGGUCAAGGAGGCUGGCGUCCAAGUGUUGAUGAACCACCGGUUGGCCAGCUCCAACAAGGUCGUAGCCCCUGACGGUGCGUCAAAGUAUGAAGUCGAGUUUACGAAUGGACACAAAAUGGUUGCGAGCCAAGUCAUCAUGGCUCUUUCUAAAAGCACUUCAACGGCUUCAUAUCUACCAUCAUCGGCUACCGAUUCCGAAGGUCUCGUCAAAAUUAUACCCAACAUGAGCUUCGAGUCUGGCACUCCCAACGCUGCAUCGCACUUUUGCGCCGGCGAUGUAACCAAAUGGUCAGGCAUCAAGCGAUGCGGCGCCGCCAUGCACGGCGGCCAUUACAUCGCCUACAACAUUCACCAAAGCGUUCUGAAGCAGGUUGUUGCUGAUCACCAACCAAAGUUCCAAGAGCUACAGGAAAUUCCGCCCAUGAUCGGCCUGGCGGUAGGCAAGAAUGCCGUUGCGUAUGGGCCUGACGUUGGGGUUGUUACUGGGCCUGAAGUAAUGGAGGCGUAUUUUAGAGAUGAUUUGGGCUGGGCAAUCUGCUGGAAUUACAUGCAGCUGGGGAACCAAGGAUCUGAUGUCAAGACAUUGGAGACAAAGUCUUCUUAA
Messenger RNA from Trichoderma atroviride IMI 206040, 1284 nucleotides. RefSeq lists its product as uncharacterized. Gene Ontology annotation, cellular component: cytoplasm. Gene Ontology annotation, molecular function: electron-transferring-flavoprotein dehydrogenase activity; flavin adenine dinucleotide binding. Lineage: Eukaryota; Fungi; Ascomycota; Sordariomycetes; Hypocreales; Hypocreaceae. The record is from RefSeq and is a predicted model, not a curated record.